Carlito syrichta (Philippine tarsier) is the source of this 7417-nucleotide messenger RNA. It is a transcript of the gene PCDH9, whose product is annotated as protocadherin 9. Gene Ontology annotation, molecular function: calcium ion binding. The record is from RefSeq and is a predicted model, not a curated record. Gene Ontology annotation, cellular component: plasma membrane. Gene Ontology annotation, biological process: homophilic cell-cell adhesion. The transcript has 3 exons. Bases 794 to 3874 code for a protein of 1026 amino acids. Lineage: Eukaryota; Metazoa; Chordata; Mammalia; Primates; Tarsiidae.
GCCCGCACCGCAAGAUGCUGGCCAAUCAGGGGCCGGGGGCGGGGCCGCGGCCGGCACGCCCUCCCUCUGGGCUUAUUGAGAGUUAUAUCAAGAAAUUCAGUUCAGAGAGAGGAGAGGAGAGGGAGAAGGAGAGAGGGGCAGAGGAGAGGGGAAAGGGAGAGCGUGCGAGGCUGGAAGGAGCGCCUCGGAGUCUCGGACGCACGGGAGACAUAACCGAUUAGGGAUCUGGGGGCAGCUGUCAUCCGGAGAGAGCCAGAGCAUCAGCAUCACCCCAACUCUGACGUUUCCUGCAAGAAGUUAGAGACUUAAGCAGUAUUGGCAUCGGAUGGAAAUGGUAUGCCUGAUGCUGUGGAAAAUACUCCUGAGCUGAAGAAGUGCAACUGGAUGUUGUAUGUGUGCUAAAUACACAGAAGAACCCAGACCCGGUGGGUGACAGAGACGAAAUGUGGAGAGAAUGACUAAAGACAUAUCUGUGAAUUUGUUCUCUGGAGUUGCUAAUUUGCCAGCCCGAAGCAAUACAAUUUACAAGGAAGAAACGUUUUGCUGCUUCUGAUUUCUCCCCAAACUGGUGCUACCAGAUGCAUGGCUUUCUAUGUGUUGGAACAAAUCAUCCCUAACUGCAGCAUACUGGGAGAGGGGAAAGGUUGAGGCAACUAACUGGCUGUCUCCAAAUAAGUGAUGAGAUGUAAUGCAUCCUCCAGUCCAUGCACGCUUCCUCUUGCAAUUCGUACAUCAUUCCUCAGUGGAAACCUUUAAACCUUAAAAUCCAGGAAAAGAAAAUAAAUACAUUAUCAUGGACCUGAGGGAUUUUUACCUGUUGGCUGCUCUGAUUGCCUGUUUAAGGUUGGAUUCUGCAAUAGCUCAAGAACUUAUUUACACUAUUAGAGAGGAACUGCCUGAAAACGUGCCCAUAGGAAACAUACCAAAGGAUCUGAACAUUUCUCACAUCAGUGCUGCCACAGGGACCAGUGCCAGCCUUGUCUACAGACUGGUUUCUAAAGCUGGGGAUGCCCCUUUGGUGAAAGUAUCCAGCAGCACUGGGGAGAUUUUCACAACCUCCAACAGAAUAGACAGAGAAAAACUCUGUGCUGGAGCCUCGUAUGCUGAGGAGAAUGAGUGUUUCUUUGAACUUGAGGUGGUGAUCCUCCCCAAUGACUUUUUCAGGCUGAUCAAAAUAAAAAUAAUUGUCAAGGAUACCAAUGAUAAUGCCCCCAUGUUUCCAUCUCCUGUCAUCAAUAUUUCCAUUCCAGAAAACACUUUGAUCAACAGCCGCUUUCCAAUUCCAUCAGCAACAGAUCCCGACACAGGCUUCAAUGGUGUACAGCAUUAUGAGUUGUUAAAUGGGCAGAGUGUUUUUGGUCUGGAUAUUGUGGAAACUCCGGAGGGAGAGAAGUGGCCACAAUUGAUUGUUCAGCAAAACUUGGACAGAGAACAGAAAGAUACCUAUGUGAUGAAAAUCAAAGUCGAGGAUGGUGGCACUCCCCAGAAGUCCAGCACAGCCAUACUGCAGGUCACAGUAAGUGAUGUCAAUGACAACAGGCCAGUGUUUAAGGAGGGUCAAGUGGAGGUUCAUAUUCCGGAGAAUGCUCCUGUAGGUACCUCUGUGAUUCAGCUCCAUGCCACUGAUGCAGAUAUAGGCAGUAAUGCUGAAAUCCGGUACAUUUUUGGAGCCCAGGUCGCCCCUGCUACCAAAAGACUCUUUGCUUUAAAUAACACUACUGGGCUGAUUACAGUUCAGAGGUCCCUAGAUAGAGAGGAGACAGCCGUUCACAAAGUGACAGUUCUGGCCAGUGAUGGUAGCUCUACUCCUGCUCGAGCAACGGUCACCAUCAAUGUCACCGAUGUCAAUGAUAACCCUCCUAACAUAGACCUCAGGUACAUUAUAAGUCCCAUCAAUGGCACUGUGUAUUUAUCUGAGAAAGAUCCUGUCAAUACAAAGAUUGCCCUAAUUACAGUUUCAGAUAAGGACACAGAUGUGAAUGGCAAAGUGAUCUGUUUUAUUGAAAGAGAGGUCCCCUUUCAUUUAAAGGCGGUAUAUGACAACCAAUAUUUGUUAGAGACCUCUUCUUUGUUGGACUAUGAGGGCACCAAAGAAUUCAGCUUUAAAAUUGUUGCCUCUGAUUCUGGAAAGCCCAGUUUAAAUCAGACUGCCCUGGUAAGGGUUAAGCUUGAGGAUGAAAAUGACAACCCACCAAUUUUCAACCAGCCUGUAAUUGAGCUGUCAGUUUCUGAAAACAACCGACGUGGGUUAUACUUAACAACUAUUAGUGCCACAGAUGAAGACAGUGGGAAAAAUGCAGAUAUCGUUUAUCAGCUUGGACCGAAUGCCUCCUUCUUUGAUCUGGACCGAAAGACAGGAGUUUUGACAGCCUCCAGAGUCUUUGACAGAGAAGAACAAGAACGAUUCAUUUUUACAGUAACUGCCAGGGACAAUGGAACCCCUCCCCUCCAAAGCCAAGCGGCUGUGAUAGUUACUGUUCUGGAUGAGAAUGACAAUAGCCCCAAGUUUACUCAUAAUCAUUUUCAAUUUUUUGUGUCUGAGAAUCUGCCAAAGUAUAGUACUGUGGGGGUAAUCACAGUGACGGAUGCAGAUGCUGGAGAGAAUAAAGCUGUGACUCUUUCUAUUCUAAACGACAAUGAGAAUUUCGUGUUGGACCCCUAUUCUGGAGUCAUAAAGUCAAAUGUUUCCUUCGACAGAGAGCAGCAGAGUUCCUACACUUUUGAUGUCAAAGCCACUGAUGGAGGACAACCACCUCGUUCCUCUACUGCAAAAGUUACCAUCAACGUCAUGGAUGUCAAUGACAAUAGCCCAGUGGUCAUUUCUCCACCGUCGAAUACUUCCUUUAAGUUGGUGCCCCUCUCAGCCAUUCCUGGCUCCGUGGUAGCAGAAGUCUUUGCAGUGGAUAUUGACACUGGAAUGAACGCUGAAUUGAAGUAUACCAUUGUGAGUGGAAACAGCAAAGGCUUGUUUCGGAUCGACCCAGUCACGGGUAACAUUACUCUAGAAGAAAAACCGGCACCUACUGAUGUGGGCUUGCAUCGUUUGGUGGUCAACAUUAGUGACCUGGGAUACCCUAAGGCUUUGCACACACUAGUGCUUGUAUUUCUUUAUGUUAAUGACACUGCGGGAAACGCCUCCUACAUCUAUGACUUGAUUCGCAGGACUAUGGAGACCCCACUGGACAGGAACAUAGGGGAUAGCAGCCAACCCUAUCAAAACGAGGACUAUCUCACGAUCAUGAUUGCCAUCGUCGCAGGCGCCAUGGUGGUCAUCGUCGUGAUCUUCGUCACUGUUCUGGUGCGCUGUCGCCAUGCGUCGAGGUUCAAAGCCGCCCAGAGAAGCAAGCAGGGUGCCGAGUGGAUGUCCCCAAACCAGGAGAACAAACAGAACAAGAAAAAGAAAAGGAAGAAAAGAAAGUCUCCCAAGAGCUCUCUCUUGAACUUUGUCACCAUUGAAGAGUCCAAACCCGAUGAUGCAGUUCACGAACCUAUCAAUGGGACGAUAAGCCUGCCGGCUGAGUUGGAGGAGCAGAGCAUAGGAAGAUUUGACUGGGGCCCGGCUCCCCCAACCACCUUCAAGCCCAACAGCCCUGACCUGGCCAAGCACUACAAAUCUGCUUCUCCACAGCCUGCUUUUCAUCUCAAACCAGACACUCCCGUAUCUGUGAAAAAGCAUCAUGUGAUUCAGGAACUGCCUUUGGACAACACCUUUGUCGGGGGUUGUGACACCCUUUCCAAACGCUCUUCCACUAGUUCAGAUCACUUCAGUGCCUCAGAGUGCAGUUCCCAAGGAGGCUUCAAGACAAAGGGCCCCUUACACACCAGACAGGCAGACAGACUGAAUUCAAAUGGACAUUACAAGAGCCAAAUUUGAUAGUCAUAGCAUUGGAAAUUUCUGCCAUGAGGAGAGCAGAAGUUUUCCAAUAUGUGUUUUGUUUUCUACCUCCACAAUUAUGGAUUAAUAUACAUCAAUUCCAGGCAGUUGAGGAAUGACAUGAGAGCAUUAAUGGAACUGGACAGCAUUACACUGGUGAAGUGAAAAUUCUGUAAUAAUUUUUCUGCAGUGAUGCAGUAGGCAAGGCAAAGAGGUACCAGCUCCUAUCCUUUGUAUCUUCAGAAUUUCAAGAUAAAGAAUGAAAAGAGAAACGGAAACCUAUGUAACUAAGGCUGGCAUAAUAAUUUUUCUCAUCAAAUACAUAAAUCAUUGUUCACACACAUCAAGAAUUAUACAACUGAAUGACCCCAUACUGGAUCAUUCUACAGUGUAUGAUUUUCUCCAUUUAAUUGCAGACACUUUCAUCUCUUAAAAAUAUUUAUAGGACAGGUAUGUUUUGUCCAAGAAGAAAAUUCAAUUAGAUGCAAAAAUGAAUAACACAAGUCUUAUAUAUGAUUAUAUACAUUUUGCUUUAUGAAAUGUCUCUGAGGGGAAAAUAUUUUUCCAUGCCUUUUUAAAGUUUUAGUAAAAAUAUUUUAACUCCAGUAUUUUGAAGUCUCCCUUAAUGUCAACUCUUUUUUUCUACUAAAAAGUUUAUCUAUCAUAUUUAGAACCAUGGCAAUAUUUUCUAUUUCUAAGGCUGUGUAGUUUUUUUCAAGUGAACUGAGAAAUCUUUAACUGUCUGUAUUGCAAAUUGAUUACUUCCAUAGUAGUGCUUUAAUACAAUUUCUGUUUUUCAACUUUAAUUUGGUAAACUUUUUGCACUUAUUUAUGCAUAGAUUUUUGAUAGGCAUGCUAAUCUUAAGAUUUUUGAUAAUGUGAUUUUUUGAGAUGUUUAUUUAGUAGAUGUCAACUUCUUUUCCUUAAUUGCAUGAGUUAUAUUUUUUUAACCACAAAAUGCAUUUAAAAACUAUACAAGGAUUAGCAAAAGUAAACUACAGUAAUAAUAAAAUGACUUAUUUUGUGUCACUUUUACAGAUUCAGCUAACUUAGGUAAUGGUAUUCUGAUAAUCACAGUAUUUUUUUUUUAAGAUUUUGGUUUUUUAUUACCUCUUGAAAUAGUAGAAUUAAAGCCAAAAAAUUCAGAGUAUGCCAAAUUUAAGAUUUUGUUUAGAAAAUAGAUAAACCACAAACUUGUUAAUCAUACUAUCUUUGAGAUGAUUGUAACUGGGAUUUUUUAAUAUACAGGAUAGCAUUAAAACAGAAUUAUAAAGUCUAUUAAUGAUAAUGAUGGAGUUCAAAAUGCAUAUAAAAUGAAAUGAUAUCUUUAAGCUUUCAGUAAAUUUGUUACCCAAUUUAAGAAUAUUUGUAGCCUUAUGAAGCCUUAUUUAUAUUUAUUUAACUUCAAAAAUUAAGGAAGACUCAAAGGAUAUUUUAAAUUCUUCUUUAGUUUCUAACAUUAUGAUAGCAUGGUCAAGAGACUGGUAUGCCUUAAUUUAGUGUGAAUGUAUACUUACUUUAUAGUCAAACGAAUCAUUGCUUUGCUACUGUCAAGGUCUUAGAGUACUGUGUUGAGACGACGUAGCGAUUUGCUUAAUUAACCCCUACUCAUUUUACAGGGAAAGAAAUAAGAUCACAUAUUACUUUGGCAAUCACAUAUUACUUAAAUUAUAUUUAAUCUCUCUAUUACUCUGGAAAUAUACCAGUACACCCACACAUGCACACACACAAAAAACCCUAAUGCAAAUAUGGAGUCACUCAUAAGUCAAUAUGUUUCUUCCUCUCAUAAACCGGAUGUUAAUAGUGCUGAUGGCAUUUCUCUGUGACUGAAAAAUAAGUUUCCAUGCCUAGACCGUGCAAAGCCCAUGUUUUGCAGGUUUAUGGUCCUUAUUAAAAGUAGAUGAAGUCUGCAUUUCUGUGUGUCCUCUGCAUAGCCUCCUUAAUAUCACUGACUCCUUGCAGAAAGUGCAUAUGCUUUUCAUUCAGACCAGUAAGAGGCAACUUGGGGAGUUAUAAAGAUACUUGACGUGCUGCCCACUGCGUUAAAACAGUGAGCAACUGGUACUGGAAAAACUUAGGAGAAUUCAACCUGUUUUGCUUGUUUCCUGAUGGGCUUUUAGACACAGUAAUAGCCUAGUAUAAUAAAUAUAUAAAAAUGCAGCUUCAGUUUACAUUACAAUAGUUUUUCUCAUAUUGCUUUUGUGGACAGACAUAAAAAAUAACAACAAUAAUAAUAUGCUCCUAGUCAUUCUAUAAUUGCAUUCUGCUAUUACCCAGCAAUUUUUGUAGAUGUAGCCAGAUAACCAUAUUACUCAUUAUUUCAAUGCAAAGUACAUCUUUUCAAUCAUUAUUGCCUAAAUAACUUUAGAAUAUGAUCAUUGAGUGGUCCUUCUUCCUGCUUCACCACACCAAAAUAGGUUGGUAUGUUUGUUUGCUUUUCCUCUCUUUUACUUUUAAAAGCAUUAUAUAGAAAAUAGUUUUUUUAAUUAAAAAAACUUGGUUAUUUAUUUUCUGUUUUGCUUCUAAAAAUAACCACAUUUUACAUACCCCACAUAAAUUGCCACGUGUAACCAUGAGUUAAAAAUAAUUAAAUGUGACUGAAAAAAAUCUCUCUUAUUGUGUUAUAAUGUAUGAAUAAUAAUAAAUGUAAAACACUUGGCAUCACACUUUCCUAUAAUAAUAUUAGUCUGUAGGUAGCAUUUACAAUAUGGUAUAUCCUAUUGCUACUUUGUGGAAUGAAUUCUUGAGAUUCUUAUAAGGCACUACACAAAACAUUAUUAUUAAAGAAUUAUAGGGGAAAUUUUCCUGAUUGAAAAUGAUACUUAAGGUAUUAUUUUAAAUAAGUACGUUCCAGAGUAGAUAAGAAGCUCAGUGUAGCAAUGUAUUUCUAUUUUGAUUUCAAAUUAAAUUUUUAUUACACAAAAACAAAUUGGCACAAGAAUUAGAUGAUAUGUUUUAGAAAACUUAAAUUAGCCAAAAUAAUGUUGAAAUGUGUUAUAUGGAUAAUUUAUUAAUAAAAAUUAUUACUGUUAAUAAUUGAUAGAAUUCUUUCCUCCCUGUGAUAGUGAUUUAAGUUGAAUGAAAAUUUAGUAAUAUAGAGGGAUGCAUCUUAAUAUUUAUAUUUGCUGAACAGUGGUAAAUACACAAUUAAAACAUGUCCUCAUUAAAAUGGACUUUUGUACACUAUAAUUUGAAUUAAGUAAUGAAUAUAUAAAGUAUUUAAAAGGUUGUAUAUCAAAAUGUAUAACGUUCCAUUUUUGGCUAUAUUUUGUAAAACACUUUUGGUGUAAUCAGUAUAACAUGUGUGAAAUCAAGUAUUCUACUAUUUAUUUAAACAGAUAUAUACCUAAUGUAUUUGGAAGCUUAUUGCACUCAUAUAAUUGUAUAUAUUGUGGCUUCAAAAGUCUGUACUUAUUCCUGCUUUAAAAAAGUAGUAUGUGCAUUUAUUUCCAAUUUAUUUUUAAUUAAUUAUAUUAAGGAUAACAUCCUUUACUAAAUGUACCUUAAAAUUCACAAUAAAGUUUCAGAAAUUGUUUUGUACAA